This is a messenger RNA of Chara braunii, 2607 nucleotides long. The record is from the annotation of a GenBank genome assembly. Lineage: Eukaryota; Viridiplantae; Streptophyta; Charophyceae; Charales; Characeae.
GACUCCUUAGAUUGAGUCAGUAGGUUGUCAGUCAGGGGUCAAAGUCUACGUGGUGAGGCUUGGAACCACUAAUCUGGUUGUACACUUAUCACCAUGGUUGAGACCCGUAGUGGGACAAGCACUAGCCCCUACACCCCUGAGCAGCAAGAGAAGAUGGCCGCCCUAGUGAGAGAGAACAAAGAGAGGAAAGAGCUCCAGAAACAGGCGAAGUUGAAGGCUAUCCCAGAGGAGCAGGCUGCAAAGAUGAAGAAGUUGGAGGAGGAGAUGAAGAGAGUUCAACAAGAGGAGGAAGAGAGGAGAAAGGCUGCCGAAGAGGAAGCAGCAACAGAAGAAGCAAAAGAGAGGAUGCGUAUCGAGAGUAGAGAGGGGAGUAGUGGCACGAAAAAGGAUGAAGACGCAGAGAUGGAGAGAAAGAUAAGUGAGUGGGUCGCUAAUUUAUCAUUGGGGGAAGAUGAGGAGCCAGAGUCUUAUGUGGAGAAAGUUCUCCAUUCCCUCACUCUCCUCGUACAAGAGGACCUCCCCUUUGACGUAGUAUUGGGAAUGGAUUGGGGAGAGGCAGCAGGGGCCACACUCCACUUGAGAGAGCAUGAGUGUAGGUUCCCUAGUCCGUCAGGCGAGGUUAAGAUUGCCCGCCUGCUCCAUGUGUCAGGUGUAGACAACACCUUGGCACAUUGUUGUCUCAGUGCGCCCGCGUUCACGCGGUUAGUGAAGGAGCGAUUAGAAGAACAGGUCUUUGUAGUGUACGUAAGGCUUGCCACUGAGGCUAAGGAAAAGGAUAGUUCCACAGAUCCAACCACUGCCAAGCUGCUGAAGGAGUUCAAAGACUUGACUGAGUCGCCGACAGGAGUAGUGCCGCGACCCAUCCAGCACAGGAUAGACAUAGAGCCUGGCAGUAGAACUCCUAAGGGAGCAGUCUACCGGAUGUCCCCUAGAGAGUUAGAGGAGCUGCGCAAGCAGUUAGACGAGCUCCUUGAGAAGGGUUGGAUCAGGCCCAGUUCGUCUCCUUUUGGAGCACUUGUCUUGUUUGUCCCCAAGAAGGAAGGAGAGCUUCGUAUGUGUAUAGACUAUAGGGGUUUGAAUGCGAUUACUGUGAAGAAUGCUGAACCACUGCCCAGGAUAGAUGAUCUUCUAGAUCGAGUGCAGGGUUGCAAGUAUUUCUCUAAGAUAGACUUGAAGUCCGGAUACCAUCAGAUAGAAGUCCAUCCUGAUGACCAGUAUAAGACUGCGUUCCGGACUAGAUAUGGGCAUUAUGAGUUCAUAGUGAUGCCCUUUGGACUAACUAACGUGCCAGCCACCUUUCAGCGUUGUAUGAACGAUCUGUUUAGACCUUGGUUAGACAAGUUUGUAGUAGUUUAUCUAGAUGAUAUCUUAGUUUUCAGCAAGACCCUCCAGGAGCAUCAGGGUCAUUUGAGGCAGGUCUUGGAGAAGCUCAGAGAGGCUAACUUCAAGAACAACGCAAAGAAGUGCGAGUGGGCCAAGACACAAGUCUUGUACUCGGGCCACGUAUUAGACGGAGACGGCAUUAAGCCAGAGGACAGCAAGAUAGCGGCGAUUAGAGACUGGCCGACGCCCCGCACAUUGACAGAGUUGCGGUCGUUCCUAGGCCUAGCUAACUACUAUAGGAAGUUCGUGAGGAACUUCUCUACUAUCGCCGCUCCCUUGCGCAGGUUGCUAAAGAAAGAGGCAAUCUGGCAAUGGGACAACGGCUGUACGUCUGCGCUAAAGAAGUUGAAGCGCGCGUUAAUAGAGUAUCCUGUCCUCAAGGGAGCUGAUCCGUCCUUGCCAUUUGUCGUCACCAUGGACGCGAGUCAGUAUGGUAUAGGCGCCGUGUUGCAGCAAGACGACGGCAAUGGCUAUAGACCCGUAGAGCUCAUGUCAGCGAGGAUGCCCUCAGAGAAGGCAGCCACCUCGACGGAUGAGAGAGAACUCUACGCUCUCAGGCAGGUUCUAGAACACUGGAAACAUUAUCUGCUUGGGAGGCGCUUCAAAGUGUAUUAUGACCAUGAGACGCUUCGUUGGUCAAAGACUCAGGCCAAGAUGACACCCAAGUUAACUAGGUGGGCCGCUGAAAUAGACCAGUAUGACUUUGAGCUUAAGCCAGUGAAGGGCAAGUACAACGUAGUUGCGGAUGCUCUGAGUAGGAGAUCAGACUACUUUGGAGCCAUAGUACACUAUCUGGAUAUAGGGAGAGACCUGCAGGAGAAAGUGAGGCGAGCGUAUGCGCAGGACCCUAUCUAUAGUGACGUCCUCAAGAGGGUUAAGGAGGCCCUAGAGACCGAGCCACACUACCACACUACUGAAGGAUUGCUGUUUGAGAAGACGGAUGUAUUCGACCGCCUAUGCGUUCCCAAUAGUGAGGAAAUCCACAGUCUGAUCCUAGGGGAAUGCAACGACACAGAGGGAGAUUUCGGUUGGCAGAAGACAUUAGCCAAUCUGAUGCGUGCGUACACCUGGCCAGGAAUGAAGAAUGACUGCAUAGAGUAUGUUCGCAGUUGCAAAGUUUGCCAGCGGAACUAGACCACUACGCGUGCCCCUCUAGGUCUUCUCAGACUGCUGCCUAUUCCUGAUCAGCUUGGAGACUCAGUGUCCGUAGACUUCAUGGAUACU